AAGAGGGAGAGGAGGAGAAGAGAGGAAGAGGGAGAGGAGGAGAAGAGAGGAAGAGAAGAGGGAGAGGAGGAGAAGAAGAGAGAGGGAGAGGCGAGGCCGUGUGUGCGCUCGGGGGUUCGCAGUGACGGGGCAGCGCUGGGGCCGGAGGCGCUUUGGUUCCUGGUGCCCGUUGGCUUUUUCUCUUUUCUCAUUGUACUUUGUUGUUGUUGUUGCUCUCGCCUGUUGCGCAGCGCCCUGAUUCGGGAAGAGUGGGAUUUGAGAGGUGUUAGUGUCCGUCACUGCAUUAAAACACAAGUUUUGGCCUGAGCGCCCGUUUUGUCACACAACUACAGAAGUGGAAAUUCGAGGAACUUCAGCUCUGGAGCUGCACGAACUUUCUGUGCUUGUGGGUCACAAGCCCGUGGUGCAGGUUGCUCUGGAAACUGGAGUAUGAAACAGCCGUGGCCCGUAGUUCUGUUGUGGUGUUUCUGGCUGUGCUGUCAUUGCUGCCCUUUCAGUAACACUGUGGAAAACAACCUGUCCGAUAUUUAAAGGCUGCCCUUACAGGAUCAGCUUUGGAAGGUUGUGGAAUACUGUAGAUCACAUCAUCAGGUCGUUAGCUUGAGAAAGCUUUUGGAAGUGAGAUUAAUGCCCUAGUCUUUGUAAGAAAAAAUAGGUAGUUUCUGAAAACAGGAGAACGUUUUUAGCCCUGUGAUGUCAAACCUUAUGGAAAGUUAAGGCUAUUGAGAAAACCGACAUAGAAGGGACCUUAUUUGUGUACAGAAGGUCAGCUUCUCCUUAUCAUGGUUUUACGAUAGUGAAUCGACUGAACAUGCACAACCUGGUUGAGCCAGUAAAUAAAGAUUUGGAGUUUCAGCUCCAUGAACCUUUUCUUCUCUACAGAAAUGCCAGCUUGUCAAUUUACAGUAUUUGGUUUUACGACAAGAAUGACUGUCAUCGAAUAGCAAAACUCAUGGCUAAAGUGGUUGAACAAGAAGCUCAGAGAUCACAGCAAGUUUCCCAGGACAGAAAAAGUCCCAGCAGAACCAACGGCUGCAAUGAAAACAGGCCCAUUGACAUCCUGGAAAUGCUCAGUAAAGCCAAGGAUGAAUAUGAACGAAAUCAGAUCAGUGACUUAAGUAUUGUAUCAAGUUGUGGAAUGCAACAAAAUUCAAAUCCUCCAAAGCCAGAAAGCACAGAGCCUUCAGAACAAAAGCCUUCAUUACAAGUGCAAGAGCAGCCAUUUCAGUCAAGGCAGAAGCAUCUGACUUUGGAGGAACUGUUUGGAACCUCUGUACAAAAGGAACAGCCCACUGCUCCGUAUCCCAACGCAGAGAGAAUGGAGAAGCUGCAGACAGAUGCAUCUGCCAGAGAGCAGCACAGUUUGCUUUUGCCUUUUUCCUUUGACCAGUCACCAGUAAUGCAACAAUCCCUAGGGAAAUCAGAAAGUCCAGGCGUUAAAACCAGUGCCAAUCAGCAGGACUGUUUAACACCUAUGCUAAUGCCUCCAGCUUCGGUGUCCCAGCCUGAUAUAAAAAAUGUUUCAAGCUAUUCAGUUCGUUUAAGCCCUGUUCUUAAUUCAGCCUCGACAAUGGAAGCUGCCCCUGCUCAGAUGCUUCCUGGCCUAAAACAAAGCAACAGUAUAAUGCAAGUUAUGCAGCAAGCUGCCAAGCCCAUAUCCCCACUGGUGAAUCAGCCGCCGUCUGAGGGGAACCACGCUCCACAAAACCUAAUGGCUGGCCAAAGCCAGCUCAUAGCACCCUUGACAACAACCAACACGGGAACUGUCUCAAAUCCAUCUCAUACAAGUGUUGAUCUUCUCCAGAAACUCAGGUUGACCCCACAGCAUGACCAAAUGCAACAGCAGUCUCUCACUAAAACGUCCUUAACACCGAACAUCUCUGCCUCGGUUGGCCAACUUGCAACACCAGAGAGCUUCAAAGAAUCUCACACUAAGCCAUCAGCCUUGAACAGCAAGAUAAUCCCUCCCCUUCAGACUGUACAGCAAAACAAAGAACCAGAAGUGUUUCCACAGCCAAAGACUUUGUCUAAGGCAAGUCAAGUCGCACCUCCACAGUUUGUUACAGCCACGACAACAGUAACACCUUCAGUCCUCUUGUCUCCCAGUGUGUUUCAGCAAUCAGCUACAAAGGCUACUGAAGUGGAGAAUAAAGCCAGUUCUUCUUCGCCUUUAACACUUGGAACAACAGAAAUUCAAACUACACCUCCUACUGUUCUCAGUAGGUCUCAGCUGCAAGAAGCACUGAUACAUCUAAUAAAGAAUGAUUCCCAUUUUCUCAGCACUAUCCAUGAAGUCUACUUGCAAGUCCUAACCAAGAGUACAGACAACAUUAAGCUAUAAUUGAAGCUGAAUCUAUUUAAAAUGUGUCCAUUUUAGAAACAAUUAUGCCUCAUCUAUAAAACUAAUAUUUUUGUAAAAGAAUAUUUAGUUUUCAAUGUCUUGAAUUUGAACCUGUUAGGAAAGACUAUUCCUUAAAUAGUUAUGAAAGUAAUGUUCUCAGAAGUGAUCUAGGUUUUCACUGUGAUCAUCACCAGCAAACCUUUCUUUUAUUGGGGGGGAACUUAAGUUGCAUUUGAGCUCUCAUUAGCAUUAAGUGAAUGUGCAAAUGUUUGCUCUGGCUCUCAUUCCCAGCUGUAUUCACUGUUCAAGGACUACAGACUCAACACUCUUUCAACCAGCAAACACACAGUACAGUACACUACAGCACACCAAGACAGAAUUCAGUUGUGGGAAACUAGUUCCAGUUGAAGGACUAAGGAAAAGGAGAACAAAAUGCCUUGUGAUUAAACUGGCAGGUGUGGGGAAGGAACAGAUCUGGAAGCCAGGCCUUUGGAGCUAAAUCUUUAACAAAAGGUCUAAAAAUGUGAUUUGCUCAAUACAUUGACAGUCUGCAGUUAUUGCACGUAAAUUCAUCUUUCAAUAUUUCAUUAAUCUUACUUGCUUUUGUGUUACUUGCAUUAAACAGGUAUCCAAGUGAGUAAGGCCAUUUUCUCUAAAAAGGAAAAUCUGAAAUAUGCAAAAUCUUCAGUGAUUGUAUAAUUUUUUUUAAAGUAGUUCUGUUGCAUGUUGAAGUUCUCUUGUUUUAAAUUUAUAGUUAGGAGACCACCACUGGAAAACCCUCUUCCUCUUCAGCGGUGUUUGAUAAAAUUUAAAUACUUUGUUCCCUUUUAGCUUAAGGAUGGACCACAUCAUAGUUGGUUUUCAUUCCUCAGUUGUGUUGGAACUGCAGUGUUGAAGACUAUGCAGAUGGGAAACAAAUGCAUGCUUUUCUUCUGUUGCCCUCUCCCCAGAUUGUUAGUGCACACUUCAUAGUCUGAAGUUUAUCUAAUUAAAAUGUUAUUGCUUUGUAUAUGUGAUUUAGUAAGUCCCUGUUCACUAACUAAGAAUUUAACUGGUUACCUUCCCAUUUGAAAUUGGAAAAUUUCUAAUUAUACUUUCUUAUGCUGCUGUGUUGGUUUACCCAUGGCUUGUAUUUAUUUCUUAAAGGCAUGCAGAGGUGAUUAAUCUGACUCCAGCUCCCAACUUUCUCCAGCAAUAGUAGUUUUAAAGGAUGCUUUUUCAGUAGAAAACUGUUGGGUUAUUGAGUAAAAAGAUAAUCUGUAGUGAGUUAUGAUGCACUGCUUUGUUCUUUUCCCUCAAGCACUAUUGAAAUAUGAGGAAAAAUAUUGUUUGGCUCCUUGCAACAUAUAUGUAUGAUAUAUAUAUCCUAAGGAUUAGUUAAUAUUGCCAUAGUCAAGGUGCAUGGCCAUUUCAUUGGAAACUAGUAACUGAGCUUUAAUUGUGACUUGUUCACAAAUUGGGAUGUUUUAGAUACAACAAAUAUUUACAUUUUUAUGUAUUUGAUCUAUUUUAGUUUUUUUCAUAGCUUUUUAGUGGAAAAUAUAUUUUGUUUAGCACUACCUGCCUUCUGAAAAUAUUUUCUCAGCCUUUGAGUUCAGUGUUUCCAGUUAAAAUACAUACUGUAUUGUUAGAAAAACGUGCAAGAUUCAGGGAAAGAUGCUAAUGUCAUGCACAUUCAUCAAGAAAUAUAUUGGAUUUAAUAGUAGCAUUUGAAUUCAGCAAUAUAAACUCAGCCUUGUUAUGGAAGAUAGAACCUUCCUCCAUAAAUCCUAGAGUUGUAAUACUGUGUAUGCACAUAGACAGUGAGACUCAGAUCUAAGGUCUAAAUUAAUUUUUUUGUUGGGUUUUUUAGGAAAAGUUUCACUAAAAGGGACAAACCAAUGAGCAGUUCCUCUGGACAAAAAUGGACAGUCUAAACCAAAUAGAGAGUUGCUUUUAUCUGGAUUUAGCAAAGAUGCCUUCUCACUUCUCGUGGGCAGCUUACAGUUUCUUCAAAGAAAGAUUUGGUAAAAGUUUGUAAGAAUAGAAAUGCUGGAAGCUGAUAGUGUUCAUGGGUGCUGUUUGCUAAAUACAGUCAUAUCCAAAGACCUGUAGAAAUGAUAUGAAGGAGUUGUAUUUUGAGUUCUUCAGCCACCUACAGUUGACAAAAGUAAUACUACUCUGAAUAUCCUUAAGUUUUGAGGGUGCCUGGCCAGCUGGAAACAAGCAGUGGCAGAUUCUUCCUUGACUUUGGUUUUGUAGUGUCCUGGUAGCAGCAGACUCUUGGUUUACUCCCCUGCCCCAGCUUUCAGAACGAACUGGCAGAGAACCAGAGUUGAAAUGCCAGCAGACAAACUGUUCAUCUCGGACACGUGCACGUGUUUGUUCCAAGCUCUGCCUGUCCCAGCCUCAGUGGCAGCGGACACGGAACCAACCUGGGUGUCGCCCAGCACUGCAGAGGUUUGACAAGUGCCAGGGUAGUGGCUUUAACAGAUAAACUCCUUGCAUGAAGAGUUAAUUGUAGAACACAAGCUCAGUUAUAGUGUAAAAUUUGAAUAUUUUUUUAAAUGUGGACUGUAUAUUUAAAAACUUCUUUUUUCCUAAUUAUUUUAACUUUUUGUAUAAGUUUAAAAUUACCAGCUUGUUGAAGUGCUUGAUUCAUGUUUUCCACAUGUAGGGAUAACCAGGGUGUAGCAAGUUACCAGGGGUCAUCACAGGAAAUGAUUGUGACCAUUUUCAAGUGAUUUUGAUUUUUUGGUUUUGUUAUUUUUUUAGCUACUGGCUUAAUGGGAUUUUACCUGUUAUUUCUGAGAAUUAAAGAUUAUUAGUUCAGACUGUACUCCCCAAAUUAAUUCUUAUCUAAGCAUGUGUUUUGUGGCUCAUGUUAAGUCACUUCUGGGGAAAAAAAUGAGAGUCCAAACUCAAACAUAAUAAAAGACAGUUUUAAAACCUACAGCUGCUUAAUUGUUCAGGAAAAUCAAAAUUCUCAGUUUUGUAGUUAGACUUUCUCUGCUGUUAUUUACAAUGCAAAGUUUAUAUGAAAGGUGCCUAACAGCUAAUAAGUUUAGAAGCAGUAUAUCUUUCCAGAUUAAACAAGAUUUGCAGAAUGAGUGAUAAAGUUUCAAAAAAAAAAUUUAAGUGAUGCAUCUUGAUUUCAUAGAAACUGUUUAAUUCUCUGUAUAAAUGCUCAGUAUUGCAUUUAAACACUGCUGGAUGUUUCUCAUUUUUGCUUGCAUUUCUAAUUACUUCAUUUUGCUUUAUUUCUGAAACACAUUAUGCCAUGUGUAGCCACUGAUACAAUUGCUGAAAUACUCUGGAAAGCAAACUUUAAUUUGGGACUUGUUGGUUUUUAAAAGUAUUCUAAACAAAUCAGCCACCUUUUUGCCAGGUAUUUGAGUUGCUUUGUACAGCAUAUCUUAACAGGAGGAAUGUGUGCAAUAUGUAUCACCUCAGUUUUGUCUGGCAAUGUUACGAAAAUGUUAAGAUGCAAUAUCUUCUUUUCACUUCAAAUUUGAAAAACUGCAGUAUCUCUGAUUUGGUGGUGUAUUUAUUUUUAUCUAUUCAGUGUAUGGACAUAUGGUUAGUUAGGUUUUUUUAUGUACACUAUGUGCUUUAGUAAUUUCUGAGUUUUAAUCACUUCUGUGGAUGCACCAGUUGUAGCCAUUUGCAUGUUCUUUCAAUAUGAAGACCAUGGGGAAGGGAGCUUCAGGAAAGAUUUCUGGAAACCGGAAUAAUUGUAAGUCAGUAAAUGUAGAUACUGCAUCAUUAACGUUUUUGGUAUGGUAUGGAUUUUAUAGCACCUAUGUAUGUUUGCAGUUAUUAAGUUAUUGCAUAAAUGUUUAAGAAUGAACAUUUUUUUCAUCCAAAAUUUUGUAUGUUUGCAAAUAUAUUUUUGUAAUAAAACUUCAAAACAAAUGUUUCAGCA
Molecule: messenger RNA, 6245 nt
Organism: Lepidothrix coronata (blue-crowned manakin)
Lineage: Eukaryota; Metazoa; Chordata; Aves; Passeriformes; Pipridae
Gene: DCP1A
Product: decapping mRNA 1A
Exons: 10
Coding region: 812-2341 (509 amino acids)
Biological process (GO): deadenylation-independent decapping of nuclear-transcribed mRNA; positive regulation of catalytic activity; deadenylation-dependent decapping of nuclear-transcribed mRNA
Cellular component (GO): P-body
Molecular function (GO): mRNA binding; enzyme activator activity
Source: RefSeq, a predicted model, not a curated record